UCAAAAAUAUGAAGCAACUGAAUACAUGCUGAAUGCUGUCAGUACUUGAGGCUCUGUGUAUAACAGCAGGAGGAUUCACCAUCCAUCCAGACUUUGACACAUUUCCUCUCAUGCUGCACAUUGUAAACAAACACCCUCCUCCUUUUGUCAUCCAUUCCCAUUGUCAGAGUGUGGAGAUGACCUUUUCUCUCCCCUCUCUGCCUCUCACCCUUCGCAGCCUUUUUCUUUUCCUCCCCUCUCUCUUUCACUGUCGAAGACAAGCUGUUGCUCUGUCCCCGCGGGCCACUCCCUCACUUGUCUGCGCCUCCUUCUCUCCCCUGCUCUCCUCCAUUCUCCCUCUCCCCACCUGUUGAAGCAAUUGUUGCACAGACCAUAUUGUUGUCUUCUUAUUAUUUUAUGUCACUCACAAAGGUGCACGCCCCUUUAUACGGCCCGGUCCUUCCCCUCUGUGCCACACCCUCUCUCCCUUGUCUGUCCCUGCUGGGUAUAAAAGUCAGCGAUGGUAGUUGAAGGCUGAUAUUCAACAAGAAGCCAAAACACACUUCAACAAGGAUUUCCCAGCCUCUGAUUACAUGAAAAAAGCCUCCUCAGGUGACACGGGGACACUAGCUGCUGCCUUUCUUUCCCAUUUGGAAAAGUUCAUAUUUUACCCAGCAGGCUGUGUAUAAGGACAGAGGCAUGUCUGUGUCUCUGUGGUGUGAGGAGGUGGAGGACAACCAGGACCAGAGCCUGACUGAGACACGACCUCAGGGACCCUCAGCAGGCCCGUCUCAGCUGCGGGCCGCCUGGGACCCCACGGUGUCCGGGCAUCGCAUUAUCCAGAGGCUGCUUCAUGUGGAAGAGAGAUACAUGCCCUCCAUGCUCUACAUCACCCUCAUCCAGCGGGACCCAGAGCGUCGGGAGGAGCUCGCCAAAUGGGCCCUGGAGGUGUGCUGUGAGUGUGGCUGUGAUGAGGCGGUGUUCCCCCUGUCUGUCUCUCUGAUGGACAGGUUCCUGUCUGCCUCUUUGUCUCUUCCUGUCUCACCAUACUGCCUGGCUGCCGGCUGCAUCCUCAUCGCCUCCAAACUCACGGAGUGUGACAACGUCACCGCUGAUACUCUGUGCGCUGCAGCUGAAUACAGCUUCCAGCCUUCCAACCUGCGGGAGAUGGAGCGUGUCAUCCUCGCUGCCCUCCGGUGGGACACAGCAGCAGUGACUCCACAAGACUUCCUCCCACAUUUUCUUGCCUCAGUGGAGGAGAGAGGAGAUGGAGGCAGCGGUGACCCUAAGGAGGAGCUGCUCUCCACCCUGCGGCGGCACAGCGACACGCUGGCUGCCAUGUGUGCGUGUGACUCCCGCUUUCUUGGAGCACCGCCGUCACUUGUUGCUGCAGCAUCACUGAACUGUGCUCUGCGGGGUCUGGGCAACAAGGGCCCCGCUCAACUGGCUGUGAUGAGUCAAGCACUGGCAGAGCUCUGCCAAGCUGAUCUGGCAGUACUGCAGUGCUACAGUGACAUGAUUGAAUAUGUCCUCCGGCAGCGGCUGAGGAGUGGGCUUCAGCAGGGCCCCAUGGAGAAGGAUGAAGAGAUGGAGAAUGAAAGACCCGGGACGCCUACUGACAUGAGAGAGAUUGAUUUCUAAACACUGAAUCAACUGUGGCAUAGAAAGUGUGAAUCAAUCAAAAUCUUUCAGCACAUUUCAUCAGUUAAACUGAUAGAAAUUGACUAUGACCUCAAAAUGCUCUGACACAUUUUUAUAUUUUGAAAUUCUGUUAACGAGCGACUGUUAAUUUAUUUUUUAACUUUAUUUAUUCGUGACCAAUUUUGCAACUAUGUGUUUUGCAUGUGCCAUAUUUUAUUAUCUAUUCCUAUUAACUUUA
Plectropomus leopardus (leopard coralgrouper) is the source of this 1858-nucleotide messenger RNA. It is a transcript of the gene ccndx, whose product is annotated as cyclin Dx. NCBI's taxonomy places the organism in Eukaryota, Metazoa, Chordata, Actinopteri, Perciformes, Serranidae. The record is from RefSeq and is a predicted model, not a curated record.